Molecule: messenger RNA, 1275 nt
Organism: Klebsormidium nitens
Lineage: Eukaryota; Viridiplantae; Streptophyta; Klebsormidiophyceae; Klebsormidiales; Klebsormidiaceae
Source: the annotation of a GenBank genome assembly
AUGGCUCCCAAAAAGGCAGAUGUCCCAACGGUCUCAAUCAAGCAGGUAGAAGAAUUUCCAGUGGACUCAAGCUUCUUUCAAGUGCAUGGCAAAGUAGUGGAGCUAGACAGCCCCACCGAGAGCAACAAGCCUUCUGUGCGUGAGCUUCCAUACGGCCACUUCUGCACGACGCAAGCGGUUUUGCAAGACAAGUCGGGAGCUAGAAUCACUGUGGAAGCCACUAGCAAAGACAGAAGCUUUGUGGAAACCGUCAGCAGCCAAUGCUCAAAGGGCAGCGUCAUUCUCUUGUACAGGCCGGUCGUGACUUCAUGCAGAUUCUCCCUCACAGAGCACCCGACUUCCCUCAAAAUCGAAGAAGGGCGCACUCUCAUCAGCGAGUCCGCUGAAUACAUCGACACAGUGGCCGAACUCCCUGCCAGCUUCGGCUCUCUGCAGCCCGGAGGGGUACAUAAGCUGGAAGGCCUUUUAAUCUACAAGAGUCGCGUGUCAACGCCCGCUACUUCCAAGGGUGACCGCGACGUCCGCAAAAUCAUCAUCAAAGACAAGCAAGGUAUCAUGGGCAGCAUCGCAAUUUGGGGGACCAUGGCCCACCUCCCGACGCUCAAGAAGCUGAAAGUCCGCGCUGACGUCAUCAACAUCACCGGCGUCCAGUACGACGCGGAUCAGGGCUGCAGCAGCACCAGAACCACCACCAUCACAACCAGCGGCGCUUCGGCAGCGAGCAUAGCCGGAAUUGGGCUUACGUACAAGACCUCAAGCGAAGACAAGAUCCUGCCGUGGUCGCGUGUGGUGCAGACACUUGCAGGUAGCAGGUGGACGGCGGCGACCGUGCUGGCGAGCUUCAUCAACUUCACGAAAGUGGACUCCAUCGCGUACGGAUGCUACGACUGCAACGGGACAGCCAGCCGCAACCCUGUCACGCAGGAACUCUUCUGCGACCAGGGCUGCAAAGCGGGGCCGCUCGACGACGCGUGCGUGGAAGUCACCGUUACGGUUGACAUCCGCAUCGACGCCGGACCGGACAGUCUGUCCGUAAAAAUAUGGCCCAGCGAUUUCGCCCUCGUCACCGGUACGCACAUCGAGAGCUUCUGUGUGAAACCACCGAGCGACCAACUGGAAAACCUCAACACGCGCCUCAAGAACCGCAGCUUCGCGAUACAUAUGCGCAUCCGCGAGAACCCCAACACGCGGUUCAGUCAGUUCCAAGCAAACAUAAUCAGUCUCGAGCUGCCGCCGCAGAUAGGCUUCUUCAAUAAGAGAUGUAAGAUCGAGUGA